UUGUGGCUACUUGCGACUUCUUGCGAGUCCGUUUGACCAGGGCUUAAUGGAGGGAAUUCAAACAAUGGCAAACUUCGUUUAGCGAGGAAAGAACUCGCCUUUCUUUUAAAACUAAUUUGCGAAGUAACUUUUCCGUUAUUAUAUUAUUAGGUUUUAGCAAAAGAUACUCGAGGGUAAGAAAGUUAAUCCCCUGUGUGGGCCUUAUUCCUAAGGUAAUCCCUCUCAUUUUCUCUCUCUCUCUCAAGUUAUUUUUAAAUCACUCCAAACUCCGAAAACUCCCAGGAAGGUCCAGAAAUAGCCAAUGCAGUGACGCGAAAUUUAUUCGCGUAGAUAGCCUGAGUGGUUUUACACGCAUUUUCAUAUUAUCCGUGAAAGAACUGGAUACCAUAUCUAAAUGUAACUUGACAGAGGUUACUUAGGAUUAGGACCUUUAUAGAGAAUUAACUCUCUUACCUUUCAUCCUCUCUUGGUUUCAGUGAGCCAACUGCAUACCGAUGUUUAGUUCCAACUUAACAAAAGAAAAACAGUUUCACAGGCAAUCUUGAAGAAUUCAGUUCUAUGCGGAAUUCUCACGUUUAUAGUUAGUUUUCAUGGCCAGAAAAUUCAUGAGUUUGUUGUUUAUAAUUUUUACCCUUCAUUAUCAAGUUUGACGACUGAAGGCUAUGGUUUUCUUGUACCAGAAUUUCUCACAAGUUACAGUAAACAUGUAGGCACAAUAGUUAGCAGGCCAAAAAGAAAGAUUAUGCUGAAGACUUGCCGUUGGACACUAUCUGUCCCUAGAAGUUCACAGCUUUCGCUCUGAACUAAGAAUGUAUACGAACAAAAAACAAAAUUCCAAAAAGAAAAAUCUUAUUUGAUUAAAAUGUCAUUGUCUUUUGCAAUUGUUCACAGCUAUUGAUGGCUUCCAGUCCAAUUCAUGGGAGGACAAACUGCGCAAGCGCAGUGACAUCAGUCCCCAUGACAACACCCAGGCCCUUGGCGGAAAGAGGGACAUCAGUUCACGAGGAGGAUUUGAUGAUUACGAAAUUCAGCGUUCUAGAGAGCUUCAGAAGUUCAUACGUGGUGAACUUGUGGCUGAAGGCUCCUACGUUGACGUACAUAGCAAAGGAGACGACUCCCAAACUGGUGAAGAAGAUUCUCGAUCUCAGGAAACUGAAGACGAUGAUAGUUUGGGAGAUCGGCUUACCGGGGAAGAGUUUGAAGAUGAUGAUCACCUUACUGAAGAAGAACAAGACGUUGAUGGUGAGAGUGUCUUGGAAACUCGGCCCAAGGAACAAGAACAUGUUGAUGACAGCCACAGUGAAACGGAACACGAAGGGGAGGAAUCUGAAUCUAUCGAUCAUUAUCACGGAUCUGCCAGGGAGACACGGGGUAUGUCCGUGGACGACGAAGAUGAAUACGACGACUUCCCAUUUGGUAAUGUUCCGCAUUAUUUCCAACCUAUUUAUAUAGAUACUGCUCACGUGGAAGAUACAGCACCUGAGCACUUCUUGUAUUCCCAACAACAGCAUCUCGGUACGGAAUAUAAGAAGGCAUAUGAUUACAUGGAUGACAAGCCAGGCUUAGAGAAACCGAAUUCCAUGGAAACACAGCCUUCGGAACAAGAAGAUUAUGAUGUCAAACACAUGGAAAUAGAGCAAGAUGAAGCACUGGAAUCCAUGGGUCAUGAUAAUUAUGGGUUAGGCAGAGAGGCGCGAGGUAUGCUCGAUGACGAAGAUGUGCACGAUGACUUCCCAUUUGAACAUUCCGCUCUUUAUUUCCGACCUACCUACACAGAUACAAUAUCCCGGGAAGAUAUAGAACCGGAGCAUUUCAUUCCUUCAAAUGAAGAAGACCAUGUUAAAAAUAUCGAGAAUUUGGAUGAAAAUGCUGAUGGUGAUCGUAGAUUUCAUGGUCAUAUGCGAGCUUCUCGGGAAAGUCGUGAAAAUACUGAUGAAAGAAACGGCCAUGAGACAGGAACAGCUUACGAAGGAAACCAAAAUCCGGAAGGAUCCAAUCACUACACAAUAAGAAACCCGCGUGGUGAAGAUGGUGACAGUGAGUCCUUUGGUAGUACUCACGAUGAUGUUAUCGGCUUGGUGACCAGGUUCCGCACACACAUGGAGCCCGAGUAUGGAGAAAAUGGGGGAAGUCACAUUGUGUCCCCUGAUGAUGUCGUGGACAGCGGGGGUGACAAUGAAGACUAUGAAGACAAUGAGGUUGUCGAAGACGAGCUUCGAGCCUUCGAGGAAAUCAAGGCUUCAGAAUGGGAUGAAGAUGAUGGAGACAAUGGAGACAAUGAAAACAGUGAAGACAAUGAAGACAUUGGGAAUGAUGAAGACGAUGAAGACGAUGAAUUCGAGAUUCAAGACGUUGGAGGUAACUUCGAUGAAACCGAAUCCUCAGAUUGGGAUGAAAAUGAUGAUGAAAAUGGGGACGAUGAAGACAGUGAAAACAGUGAAGACUAUGAAGACAAUGAAGACGCUGAGGAUGACGUCGAGUUUCAAGACCCUGGAGGUAACCUUGAGGAAAACGAGGAUUCAGAUUGGAAUGAAGAUGAUGAAGAAAAUGAAGACAAUGAAAACAGUGAAGACUAUGAAGACAUUGGAGGUGAUGAGGUUGAGGAUGAAGACGAUGAAGACGAGUUUCUAGACUCUGGAGGUAGCUUCGAGGAAACCAAGGCUUCAGAUUGGGAUGAAAAUGAUGAAGACAGUGAAGACGAUCAAUACAAGGAAGUCGCUGAGGAUGAUGAAGACAAUGGAGACGAUGAAGACAAUGAAAACCGUGAAGACUAUGAAGAUAACAAAGACAACGAAGACAAUAUAGACGUUGAGGAUGACGAGGACGAUCAAGACGAGUUUCAAGACUCUGGAAAUAACUUCGAGGAAACCGAGACUUCAGAUUGGGAUGAAGGUGAUGAAGACAAUGGAGACUAUAAAGGCAAUGAAGAAAAUGAAAUCAUUGAAGACUAUGGGGACGAUGAGGACGAUAAGGACGAUGAUAAAGAAGUUGAAAAAGACGCGUCUGGAAGCGAUUUCGAGAUAACCGAGGCUUCAGACUAUGGAGACAACUAUCACGCCUCUAGAGAUGACCUCGAGGAGAAUGAGGCUGUUGAGUGGAGUGAAGGCGACAAAGGCGACGUUGAAGUCUUUGAGGGUGAAGCCAAAACAAACGUGGACACUGCAUACGAUGUAAGCGUCUCUGAAAACCAAGAUUAUGAACUGGUUGAUGAUGUGGCUCAUGCGAGACAAGCCUCCCAAUAUGGUUACAAAGAGUUGAAAGGUGGAGGAGGGAGCCACAUUUCAAAGGAUUAUGAGCAGUGACCGAAUCACUGACUUAUUUGAUAGGGGGAGGGGAACUCGAAAGGAUCUUGUUUUUGCUUACUUUGAACAAAACUGAGAGUAACAUUCUUUGAAAGUAUCCGCAUCCGACCAAAACUUCUAACUUACUUUCAGACACUGAUGAACACUGAUGAACAUUACAGACCUCAGUCUUGAGCAGUUACUUCACCGUCCUCUAUUUGUUCUCCCCACAAUACCAAUUGUUUAAACCUCAAUCAUUUCAUCUCAAAAACAAGAAAAUGUCUAAUAUAAAGCUCAAUGAUUAAAAGAAAAUUCGCAAUAAAUUUAGCAAUUCUCGGCUACGUUAUUUACAGAGGAAUUACAAGGAAGUUGAGAGACCUCUUCACUGAUCGCAAAACCACACCUAAACCAAUCACAUUUGGUUAUCAAAACGCACCAAUGGUGAAAUUAAGGGUGGGGUACCUCUGACAUCUCUUUGUAAAAGCUAAGUUGGGAUAUCCAAAGGCUUGUUUCCAUAUAAUCGCUACGAUGCCGCUAUCGCUACAAAUCUAGAAAAUGUUGAACAAUCCUUACGACUACCGGUUUCCACAGUGAUCACUACUAUCGAGGACAUAGAACUAUUGAGACCUAAAAGUCUUUCUACUAAGUGAUCGUUGUCGCUACUCUCGCUUUGAUCACUGUAGAAUGCUUUCCAUAUGAUCACAACGAUCGCUGAACUUUUUUUGCAGCCAUCGUUCGUGUUGUAAUCUGCUGAAGCCAAAGGCUGAAGCUGUGAAUGACAAUUCUCACGAUACACCUUAGGGUGACACUUUCUGCUUGUUUCCAGAUCACUUCCAGAGUCAUUUUGCUGGCUCGGGAAAUGGGAUGGACACAAACGAAGAGUAAAAUGCGCUGAGGGUUUAGCUAGGGCCACGGUCGAUUGCAGCGAUAUUUAAGAAAUAGCAAACAUUUUCCGUUUCUUAAUCGACUUAUGGAAACACGUGUGAACGUUUGGGAGAACGAAAAAUGCUCUGAGAACAAGAGCCGAAGGCGAUUGUUUCCACAGCUUUUGCUAGUUUUGAGUUCUUCUUAUACUGUUACGAUACCAAUUUGAGAGUAGAUGUACUACCAAGGCGUGGAUGUAGUUGCGUAACACCUUUUAAGGGUGCAGUAAGUUUCGUUACAGACUAAGUUUGCAGCUAUCCAAAUUAAUUCUUAAUUUGGCUAGCAGUGUCCAGAUUAACUAAUAAUUUGGACAGUUCCCUGGCCAACUUAAUUAACAAGUAAUAUGAGUACAUCCUAGUCUAAUUUGGUAAUAAGUGGCUUCAAAACAUUCCUCUGAGAGCCAAAAUGGACUUCGCCCACGAUCUCUUCUAAUCUUUUCAGAAUUUUUUUCAGCUAGUUAUUUCCAAAUUGGACAGCAUGCAGUCCUAUUACAUAUAUUAAAAAAAUGAGUAUACUUGUAAUAUAGAUGUUCAUUUCUCUUGGUGUCAUAACUUUCCGUGGAGAUAAGGUUUUCAGUUCUUCUACCCUUAACUAUUUUAACCGAUAUCUAUUCCCAAGAUGGUUGAAAUAUGAAAGUUCUCGAAUAUACCUCAAAUUAUCUGAAACCUACAUGUUCCUACACUUGUUUAACGUGCUGGAACAGAGUGAUUUCCCAUUACGCCACGCCGAUGAAUCGGCGGCCAUGUUGGUGUCUCAAACCAAUCAUGUGAAAGGUGAACUUUUUUCUUCCGUAAACACUUUCUUUUGUUCUAAUUAUAAAUUUGCCUGGCUUCUGGCUACGUGAGUGACAACGCACUUUAAAAAUAGAAAUCGAUUAACACAGGAAGGGUCAGAAGAACUAGUUUAGACCUUCACUCGACCUUCAAGCCAUCAACACUGAGCCAGCAUAAUGUCAACACUACGCUUAUUUUUGUGAGAUUCAAGCAAUGAAAUAUUCAUUGAGCUUUGCUUUAGGCGUUUGUCCGCGAUUGAAUGUAUUUCCAAAUUAUCGUGAGUUUAUCUAUAACCUGAGUGUGUGGUAGACUUUAAAGAGCGUUUGUCGACCACGUUGAAUGCACUAUCUGCAGGGAAUGGCGCACUCGAGACGCACAACCUAUUCAAAAAGUCAUUUGUUAUAUUGUAUUUGGCCUUAAGCUAAAUACCUGGAGUUUUCAUUUAUUAUCUCUUUA
Orbicella faveolata is the source of this 5434-nucleotide messenger RNA. RefSeq lists its product as uncharacterized. Lineage: Eukaryota; Metazoa; Cnidaria; Anthozoa; Scleractinia; Merulinidae. The record is from RefSeq and is a predicted model, not a curated record.